Danaus plexippus (monarch butterfly) is the source of this 1509-nucleotide messenger RNA. Its product is annotated as putative gustatory receptor 28b. Lineage: Eukaryota; Metazoa; Arthropoda; Insecta; Lepidoptera; Nymphalidae. The record is from RefSeq and is a predicted model, not a curated record. Gene Ontology annotation, cellular component: axon; dendrite; neuronal cell body. Gene Ontology annotation, biological process: sensory perception of taste. The transcript has 10 exons. Bases 34 to 1269 code for a protein of 411 amino acids.
UUCUCAAAAAGUUUUGUACUUCACUGAAGAAAAAUGUUACAAGGAGUACUUGGUGUUGUGUUGCAUUUGUCUCGAAUAUCGGGUGUUUUCCCUUUAUCUCCCAAGGGACCAAAAUUAAGCGUGUCAUUUCGGCUGGUAGUAUGCGCGAAAAUAUUUGCUGUCGUUGUGGUUAUAGUAAAUUGUCUAUUUACUGCAAAUACAUUACUGUUUCAUGAAUUUAAACGACCUACCCUCAUCUUUGAACUUCUUCGAAUUUUUGCGAACAUAAUAACUGCUGUCGCAUUAUUGAUAGCUGUGUUUACUUCACCUCAGAGAACGAUACGGUUCACACGGAUCCUCCAGGAACUCGAUGAGAUGGACAAAGAAGUUUUAGAAAAUAACAGUAAAAAUAAAAGUGAGAUAAAACUAACGAUAUUUGUUUUAUCAUUCCUUCUUAUAAGUUUUGUAGUACGAGCAUACAGCUUUAUUUAUUUCAUCAAUAACGAGAAAUCUUCACAGUUGAGAGUGGCAAUUUAUCUUUUUAUUCUUUGGCUUGCUUUGCUUAUGCUAAGUUUAACUGAAGUACAAGUAUCUUUACUCGCUCGGAGAAUCAACCUUAGUUUAAAAGAAGUCAACAAUACUCUUGAACAUUUAUAUACAAGGAAAUCCAGUAACGAUUACAACCGGUCGCGUCCACAACAGAUGAUCUUUGUAACAACUAAAAGAGUGAACGAAAUACAGUCGACUACUGAAAAAUUAAAACAAGAUAAUUCUGGUGGCAAACUCAUAAAAGUAUUAGAUAAAAACCCAGUCAAAUUAAUUCGCCAAUGUAUUAAAAACUAUUUAAGUAUAUGUGACAUUAUUACAAAUAUUACACAAAGUGAUGGUAUUUUACUUGGGAUUUUAAUAUUUUGUCACAUACUGUACCUAAUGUCGAACUCUUAUAAAAUUAUUAGUUAUUCUUCAAGUCCAAUUGACGAGGAAGCAAAUAUUUAUAUUGCAUUUUAUUCGUCAUUGUUACAUGCUAUGAUUAUGACAUUUUGCGUGGAACCUUAUCAUGGAACGGAAACGGAGAUGCAGAGGCUGCAAUUCUUACUAAGGUCCAUGAAGUGGAAAAAUAUAGACAAAACUGAGAUCAGGAAUGAAUUGAAUCUGUUUUGGUCUAUCAUGUGUAUGAAUAAAGCAACUUAUUCACCUUUAGGAAUGUUUACACUCGAUAGAAUGUUCGUGUUGAAGGUAUUUGGAAGUUUGGUAACUUACAUGGUCAUUGUUUUUACUUAUGGAUCAUAACUAAAAGUAGGCGAAAAUCACUCGGAACAGAAAGUCAGUAACAGAGAAGCACACAUCAAUAAGAUUUCAAAAUAUACCAAAGGGAUCUACCGACAAUUCAAAGCUUUAUAGAUUUUUUUUAAUUGCAAAAACAUACAAAGACGGGUGUUUUGUUGGUCUCUUGCAGUAAUUGGAGAUAAAAUGAGUAUGCAUAACCGUUCGGUUCCACGGUUAAGGUUGUUUUACCUUAUGGGCCAUAAA